UCAUAAUUAUAAUUAGAAUAGAUAAGCGUAUGGUGAGAUGAUUGAUAAUCCAAAAUUCUUUUCUCGAUUCGCUCCGAUCGCCGACGAAGUUUUCUAAUUAUCCCAAUUUUUCUCUAAGAUUGAAUGAAUGUAUUGAAAUGUUAGCUCGUAAAGUAAUGAAGAAAACAUUAAGAUGGAGAUUGAGAACUACACCUUUUGCUUUUGAGGAGCAAUUUAGUGGAUUUACUAGGAGUUUCGGAGCAGAAAACAACACUUCGUCUCUAAUCAAUUUGAGCAAGGAUAUUGAAGGAGGAGCAUUCCAAUUGCGAAGACAAAUGAGAAGUGAUUCAUCAUGUAAUCCUUUAUUUAAUCAAGAUCAUAGGGUGGUUAGAACAAGCAUUGUAUCUUUUUCUUUGUCAAAUCGUUAUUAUAGAAGCCAUGGACAUUUAAAAGACAUCAAAGACAAGUCCUUAGGAUCUGUCCCUGAAGUUGUCAAGAUAGUAGAAGUUAGCCCAAGGGAUGGACUGCAAAAUGAAAAGACAAUAAUACCUACUGAAGUGAAGGUGGAGCUUAUUAAAUUACUUGUUUCUAGUGGACUGCCAGUUGUUGAGGCUACUAGUUUUGUGUCUCCAAAGUGGGUACCACAGUUAGCUGAUGGAAAGGAUGUAAUUGAAGCAGUUAGGAACCUUACAGGGGUGCGCUUACCUGUUUUGACACCAAAUCUUAAAGGUUUUGAAGCAGCUGUUGCAGCUGGAGCCAAGGAAGUGGCAAUCUUUGCUGCAGCAUCCGAGUCCUUUUCUCGGUCUAACAUAAAUUGUAGCAUUGAAGACAGUCUUGCUCGUUAUCGUGAUGUUGCCCUUGCAGCCAAAAACCAUUCCAUCCCUGUUCGCGGGUAUAUAUCAUGUGUUGUUGGCUGUCCCAUAGAAGGAGCAGUGUCUCCAUCAAAAGUUGCAUAUGUGGCUAAAGAACUUGUAGAUAUGGGUUGCUUUGAAAUUUCUCUUGGUGACACAAUUGGAGUUGGUACUCCAGGUACUGUUAUUCCAAUGCUUGAUGCAGUAACUCAAGUUGUCCCUGUAGAGAGGCUUGCUGUUCAUUUUCAUGACACUUAUGGACAAGCUCUUUCUAACAUUCUUGUGUCGUUGCAAAUGGGGAUCAGCAUAGUGGAUUCAUCUGUAUCAGGACUUGGCGGUUGCCCAUAUGCCAAAGGUGCCUCGGGUAAUGUGGCUACUGAGGAUGUCAUUUACAUGCUCAAUGGACUAGGAGUGAAGACAAAUGUGGAUCUGAGAAAGCUUCUAUUGGCUGGAGAUUUCAUCUGCAAACAUUUGGGUCGCCCUUCUGGUUCUAAGGCUGCUAUUGCCUUGAGCAGAACAACAGCUACUGCCUCAAAGCUUUAAGGGACAUCUGAUGCCUUUGAAAAUUGUGCACUGCGUCCACUCUGAGGUGAAAGUCACUUCAGACCAACUUAACUGCACCAUUACUGUCACUCAUACCGUACCAUCAUUGUUGUCUUAUAUUAAACAUACCCAUGUCGAUGUGUCACCUAGUCAGUGGCAUAGCGACAGACUGAAGGGUAGUCGGUUGAACACUCUUGUUGGAAUAUUAUUCUGUGUAUAGAGAAAAUAAUACAGCGUAUGUUGGUUAAAAAUUACUUCUUUUAAAUAAAUAUCAAAUCUUGAAUAGUCUUAGCAAAAUUCCUGGCUUCACUACCGGUCCUAGUGACUGACGGUAGAACCUUCAUAUUGGCGUGCUGGGUUGGGCACUUUGGAGGAUUUGGGAGGAAGUGUCAGACAUGAAAAGAAAUUAUUUUGUAAGAACUAGAGAACUGCAUGGGUUGUUCUUUUAAAGGCUGAUGGUGGGAAGGAAAAGUUCUCUAUUGAGAACCACAUGGAAGGUUGUAGACAUAUAUGACGCAACUCACUACCUGUAACAAGUUCAUUUGUGCUGAUACCAACUGUCAAUGAAUCGAAAGGUUAAUUGCCAGUGAGUCUGAAUCUCUGUAUGAUAUUUUUGUCAUUGACAAUAACAGGUCAAAUAGUUCUCUUAGUCGUCGACACUUGACAUAGUGCCAAUGUUCUCUUGCCUUGGUGCAACUGGAUUAGAACUUCAGAUAUUUUUAAUAUCUUCAUAAUCAUCUGAAAUACACUGUUAGAGAGCAGAGAAAGCAGACAGAAAAUGAAUGGUGGUAGUUUUUAACUAUGCUGUUCUGAAUGUUUAACAACAUUUACAACUCCAGGUAUUUAUUGACUUCACAGGGUUGUACUGAGGGUACGUAAGUUGUCGGGGAAUUCUGGCUUUUUACUUUGCUGUAAUUAAUCAUGUAAAAAUGUUGUUACUUCCUCGUUCUUCAUUCCAUUUUAUGUGAUAUAUAUUUUUCUUUUUAGUCUUA
Messenger RNA from Solanum dulcamara, 2365 nucleotides. Its product is annotated as hydroxymethylglutaryl-CoA lyase, mitochondrial-like. The coding region runs from base 138 to 1373 and encodes 411 amino acids. Gene Ontology annotation, molecular function: hydroxymethylglutaryl-CoA lyase activity. The transcript has 9 exons. NCBI's taxonomy places the organism in Eukaryota, Viridiplantae, Streptophyta, Magnoliopsida, Solanales, Solanaceae. Gene Ontology annotation, biological process: ketone body biosynthetic process; L-leucine catabolic process. The record is from RefSeq and is a predicted model, not a curated record.